Aspergillus affinis is the source of this 312-nucleotide messenger RNA. RefSeq lists its product as uncharacterized. The coding region runs from base 1 to 312 and encodes 103 amino acids. The transcript has a single exon. The record is from RefSeq and is a predicted model, not a curated record. Lineage: Eukaryota; Fungi; Ascomycota; Eurotiomycetes; Eurotiales; Aspergillaceae.
AUGUCUUCGGUUCCUACUGAGACCCAGAAAGAUGAGACCUUCUUGUGCAUAGGGCCUUUGAGCCCUGAUCUGCCCUGCCUGGAAUACAUCCAAAGCGUUAUCGAAUGCUUGAAGAUCAAGACCUUCGAGAUCUGCAAUAAAAAGCCUAAUCUAUUCCCGGCUGCAUGUUAUCAUCGUGUCUAUACUAUCUAUGUUGACUCCAGCCGUGAUAUCGAGAAACAGGUCGAAGAGUACCUUCCCAACCUUAUUAAAUUCCUGGAAAAGAACAUGGAACAAGAGAAGGAGUAUCGUACCAAGUCAUUGGAAGGCUAG